Messenger RNA from Xiphophorus maculatus (southern platyfish), 5912 nucleotides. RefSeq lists its product as uncharacterized. Gene Ontology annotation, biological process: regulation of transcription by RNA polymerase II. The coding region runs from base 588 to 5339 and encodes 1583 amino acids. The transcript is spliced from 9 exons. Lineage: Eukaryota; Metazoa; Chordata; Actinopteri; Cyprinodontiformes; Poeciliidae. Gene Ontology annotation, molecular function: DNA-binding transcription factor activity, RNA polymerase II-specific; RNA polymerase II cis-regulatory region sequence-specific DNA binding. The record is from RefSeq and is a predicted model, not a curated record.
GUACUCCUGGUUCAGUUGAUCUGUUUUUUGUCUCUGCUCUGUUUUCUUAAACUAAAAGACAGAAACUUAAAGUUUCAUAAAAUGGAGCAGUUAGUGGCUUCAUAUAGGAGAGAAACAGACAAUCUUAAAGGCUACAGGAUGAAAGAGAGACAGGAAGUUAAUCACAGCAAAACAUCACAGACCCGGUGUUGCUUCAAUGCAGAGUAAAAAAAUGAGGGAACCUAAAGUUAAAAGCUGAAAUAACAGCAAAUAAUGGAAAAUUGGAGAGUAGUAGGAGAAAGCAGCAUGCCUCCAGAGGUAGCUCAGGAUAGCCAGUUUUAAACUGUAGCUAUGUGGAGGUAGAGAUAACCAGUUCUUCACCUCACAUAAUGAGGUCAUAAUGUUAUGCCUGAUUCGUGUAUAUUAAAUUCUAAUGACGUCAGAUCUUUAAAACUGUCCAGCAGAGCUUUGACCUCUAGAGGGCGCUCUGUGUUUACAGCUGUGGACUGCAGUAAAGCCUGUGGCGCCGGCAGGGGGCGGUAACGAGACAGACCCUCUGAAACCGGAAGUGAGCCGUCCUUUUGUUGCGCGGUGGUUUAGCCGUGAACAUGUCCGGCAUGUCUUCGGUCCAGCAUCUCAGAGAGUUCAUCAGCGAGCGGCUGGCUGCCGCCGCGGAGGAAAUCUUCUCGGUCUUCCAGAGAACCGUCGCCCAGUACGAGGAGGAGCUGGACCGCCAGCGCAGGCUGCUGGACGGCGCCUGGAGACCGGACAGCGGCUUCCAGGCAGCAGAUUUCCCUCGGUGUUCUGUCAGGACGAAGCAGAUCCCUGCUGAGCUGCAGCACCAGAACCAGCAGGACUCCAGUUUGGACCAUCCACAGAUCAAAGAGGAGCAGGAGGAUGUGUGGAGCGCUCCGGGGGACGGACAGGUGGUCCUGAAGCAGGAGGCCGACGUCCUGAUGGUGGCGCCGUCGCUCCAGGACGGAAACCUCAGCGAACCGGAAUCAGACCGGAUCCAACAGGAGAGACCGAAUCGGGAUGGAGGCUGGACCGACGAAUCCGGGCCGGACAGAGACACGGAGCUGAAGGACAGCCGGGACAGGACCCUGAUGGACAACUGUCCCCUGUUGGAGAGUAAGAGAGACAGAAGAGACGGAAAAACCUCGGAGAACUCAGGAAGCACGACUCGCUACAGAAUCCACACAGACUUUCCAAAGCAUUUUCUCCGGAAGGAGGCGAAUAUUCCUGUUGGCCAGGCAGGGAACUCCAGUCUGGACCAGGAGCAACCGGAAGCUCCUGAGAUUAAAGAGGAGCAGGAAGACGUCUGCGUUCGUGAUGAAGAUGAACUGGUGGUGAAACAGGAGGUGGAUAGCUUCCUAGUGACGUCUGAUUAUGAGGAAACUGACCACAGUGAGUCAGAACCAAACCAGAACGCCUCCCAUGCAGCCGAGAGGCAGGAUCAGGAAGGAAACUUGGACAAGGACUCGGGAUCCAGCCAGAAUCUGACAAGUCAAAGUAACGCAGGAGAUGUUCUCCCUCCAUUCGAUAGUGUCUGUAAUUCUGACUCUGGUAAUAAAUCGACAAAAUGUUCUGUCUGUGGGAAAACCUUCAGCAGCAACUUCAAAAUGCGGAAACAUUACAGAAUCCACACGGGAGAGAAACCGUAUUCCUGUAAGAUCUGCAGGAAAGCUUUCCGGGAGAGCAAGUACCUGUCGGUCCACAUGAGAACUCACACUGGGGAGAAGCCAUAUUCAUGUGAAACCUGUGGGAAAAGCUUCAGUCAGAACAGCCAUUUGAGUUCCCACAAGAGAACCCACACAGGGGAGAAGCCGCACCCCUGCAGCACCUGUGGGAGGAGGUUUGCCGAAGCAUCGGCGCUCAGAAACCACAUGCUCACCCACACCGGAGAAAAACCUUUUUCCUGCCAUAUUUGUGGGAAAAUCCUACGCUACAGCAGCAGCUUGUCGGCUCACAUGAAGAUCCACACUGGAGAGAAGCCGUUUGUGUGCAAGACCUGCGGGAAAUGCUUCAGCCACAACAGCAGCCUGAUUUCCCACAUGAGGAUCCACACUGGAGAGAAGUCGUACCAAUGCACGACAUGCGGCCGCUGCUUCAGCCACAGCACCACGCUGCUGCGCCACACCCGCAGCCACACCGGGGAGCGCCCGUACUCCUGCGCUACCUGUGGGAAGUGUUUCAACAGCAGCAGCCACCUGAGCGUCCACAUGACCACCCACACCCGGGAAAAGCUGUACUCCUGCACUAUGUGCAGCAAGCGCUUCAGCCACGGUAGCAACCUGGUGCGCCACAUGCGGACGCACACCGGCGAGCGGCCCUACUCCUGCCAGGCCUGCAGCAAACGCUUCAAAAGCAGCACUCACCUGUCGCGACACAUGAAGACUCACAGGAAGGGUCGCAGUCCGGAGGUGGAGAUAAUCCUGGAGGACGGCGGCGCUCCGGCCGCUCAGAGCUACGUCUUCCUCAUCGUGUUGCCUUCAGGAAUUUUAGCCGUGAACAUGUCCGGCAUGUCUUCGGUCCAGCAUCUCAGAGAGUUCAUCAGCGAGCGGCUGGCUGCCGCCGCGGAGGAAAUCUUCUCGGUCUUCCAGAGAACCGUCGCCCAGUACGAGGAGGAGCUGGACCGCCAGCGCAGGCUGCUGGACGGCGCCUGGAGACCGGAGGUUCGGCUGGACCGGACGGAACUUCCUGUUCAGUUCCUGAGGAAGGAGGAAGAGGAAGUUCCUGCUGACCAGCAGGUCUGGAAGUCCAGUCCGGACCGGGAGGAACCAGAACCUUCCCGGGUCAAAGAGGAAGAUGAUGCUCUCUGCUUCGUCCGUGAUGAAGAGCCGCCGGUUCUGAAGCCGGACGCUGAUAUCGCCAUGGUAACGUCUGCUGAUAGCGAGCCAGAACCCAGCAGGGACCGGAGCGUGUCCGAGUCUGAGACCCGAGGCCCGGCGGGAAGCUGGAGCGAUGACUCGGACUCGGCCAGAGAUCGGACCGGGUUCUGGAGCAGCCGGCAGGAAGGUCAGGACCCAGACGCUCUGACUCCAAACAGCGGCCUGCUCGGCGCUGCAGCCGCCGGGGUCAGAGGUCAGGAUGGAAGUUGGAUCAAGAAGGAGCUGGAGCCGAAGAGGAGACGGGUCAGGAAGAGGAGCAGCGGUUCCGGCCUGGUUCCUGGUGGACUGGGGCUGCGGCCCGUUUCCUGCGACGUCUGCGGGAAAGCCUUCAGGUGCAACUCGGAGAUGCGGGUCCACUUGCGCGUUCAUACGGGCGAGAAACCGUUCUCCUGCGACGUCUGCCAGAGGGCGUUUAGCUUCAAGGUCAACCUGUCCGUCCACAUGAGGACACACACGGGAGAGAAACCGUACGCCUGCCAGUUUUGCGAGAAACGCUUCUCGGAUCACUCAUCGCUCCGGAAGCACACCAACGUUCACACAGGAGAGAGGCCGUACUCCUGCGCCGUCUGCGGAAAGCGCUUCAGCCGCAGCAGCCACAUGUGGCGGCACGUCAGGGUCCACACCGCAGAGGCUCCGCCCACCUCAUCCCGCCGGCAGAGGGCGGUGUUGGCAGCCCCGCCCCCCUGUGACACCCAGGCGGAUGUAAACAGCUGCGGUGGUUUAGCCGUGAACAUGUCCGGCAUGUCUUCGGUCCAGCAUCUCAGAGAGUUCAUCAGCGAGCGGCUGGCUGCCGCCGCGGAGGAAAUCUUCUCGGUCUUCCAGAGAACCGUCGCCCAGUACGAGGAGGAGCUGGACCGCCAGCGCAGGCUGCUGGACGGCGCCUGGAGACCGGACAGCGGCUUCCAGAGAGCAGACCUGCUGCGACAGUACCUGUGCAAGAAGCCGGAGAUUCCUGCCGCACCGCAGCUUUUGCACCAGCAGGGGGCGUCGGCGCUGACCCGGCAGCAGCCAGAACCUCCGGAGGGAGCAGAGAGUUUCCUCCCCAGAGCUGAACGGAGGAGCCUGGAGGAGCCGCUGGUUCUGAAGCAGGAGGCGACUCACCCAGACGGACGUCGCAGGGCUCCAGAACCGAAACGGAACAAGUUUCCUCUGGAAGGAAGAGAGCAGACCAGAACCAGGAACCCGACCGGCAGCAGAGAGAGCGGCUCCACCUCAGAGAACCGAGACCAAACCCAGAAAUCAGAACCAACCUUCCAGCAGAACGCAGAAACAGAUGCUCCACAGCGUUGUGUCUCCCUGGAGGCGGAGCCUCCUGCAGACCAGAAGGAGCAGCAGGAAGCAGAACCUCCACAGAUUAAAGAGGAGCAGGACGAGCAGCUGAUGCUGAAGGAGGAGAUCAACUCCUUCACCGUGACGUCGGCUUAUGAGGAAAGCGACGGAAGUGAAGCUGAAGGAAACGGCGAGCAGAACGUUUUCCUCGGCUUCCAGGAGGGAAACUGGGAGCGAGAGUCUGGAUCAGCAAGCAGCGCCGACCCGAUGCCACGUCCUAAACUCAUGAGUUACAGUUACAACCUGAGCGCUGAGAGUCCGAGCAACGCGGGGACCAGCGACGGACCCUCAGGAUGUCAGCUCUGUGGGAAAAACUUUGGCAGUGACGCAGAAUUAAAGGAACAUUUUAAAAUCCACGUGGUGGAGAAGCCAUUUUCCUGCAACGUGUGUGGAAAAGCUUUCAAAUACAACAUCAAGCUGCUGAUCCACAUGAGGACGCACACUGGGGAGAAACCAUUUUCCUGCGAAAUCUGCGGCAAAGGUUUCAGCCAGAAGGUCAAUCUGAACGUCCACAUGAGGACGCACACGGGCGAGAAGCCGUAUCUCUGCAAGACCUGCGGAAAGAGGUUCUCUGACCAGUCUGGCUUUAAACGCCACAUGACCAUCCACACGGGCGAGAGGCCCUACAUCUGCAAAACCUGCAACAAAGCCUUCAGGUACAGCGUCCACCUCAUGGUCCACAUGCGAACGCACACGGACGAGCGGCCGUACUUCUGUAAAACCUGCGGCAGAACCUUCUCCGACCCAUCCACACUCCGGAAGCACACCAUGACCCACACGGGUGAGAGAUCCUACUCCUGCCAGACCUGCGGGAAGUGCUUCAGCGACAACAGCAACCUGCUGCGGCACAUGAGGACGCACACGGGUGAGAAACCGUAUUCCUGCGAGAUCUGCGGCAAAAGCUUCAGCCAGAGCAGCAACUUGAUGCAGCACAUCCGCACCCACACGGGCGAGCGACCGUACCCCUGCGGCAUCUGCGACAAGAGCUACAGCCACAGCUGCACGCUGCUCAAACACAUGAGGAGCCAUUCGGGCGAGAAGCCGUACUCCUGCCAGCUCUGCGGCAGAUGUUUCAGUCAUAAAUGCACGCUGCUGAAACACAUGAAGAUCCACACAGACAGCGGCGCUGUGCAGUCCUGAAAGCCCUGAAAGCAUCGCGUCAGGAGGCGAGCUGGUCGGCUAGUCCGCUCACAUCCUUUAAAUGUUCCUAUUCUAGUUUUUCUUCAUUUGUUCUUCAUCUUCUCUUUUCAUAACUGAACUUUAUCAUCUCUGGGAGAAAAACUGAAAUGAUUUGUUGAUUUUCUGUGGAGCUGCAAACAGAGCAAAACAUGUUCAAAAGAAGAAAAACCGACGACAUAAAUGCUGGUUCUCCUCACCGCCAGCACCAACAUCACGCAUAUGCAGAAAAAUAUUAAUAAUAUUUGUAUAUUGCAAAUUUUACAAUGUUUUUUGAAGUCUGAGGAUUCCGAAGGACAUGCAGUGAUUCACCACUGAUGGUUACAGACUGACAGGGGUAAGGAUGCCCACCAGGCCCAAAACAGACAGAGCGGGGUCUGAACCCGCAGCCCAGCAGUUCCAGGACGAACGGCUGGAACUGCUGGGCGUUACAGGCGCCCAGCGUCAGCAGCAGAGAGUCAGGAACAGAACAAACAUUUAAUUAUGAGAAUAAAUUCACAAAAUUACCAGAACAAAGUCGUAGUAUUACAAGAAUAA